Molecule: messenger RNA, 135 nt
Organism: Diversispora eburnea
Lineage: Eukaryota; Fungi; Glomeromycota; Glomeromycetes; Diversisporales; Diversisporaceae
Source: the annotation of a GenBank genome assembly
AUGAGUCAAUUAGACAUUAAAAAAAAUGGUCUAAACAAGAAAGUGGAAGAAAACACAAAAGCAUCCCUAUCAGCUAUCUCUAAUCCAGGACUGGGAAAAGGUCAAUUCUCAAAUACACGAGCAUAUCAAAUUUAG